Messenger RNA from Haliotis rubra (blacklip abalone), 916 nucleotides. Its product is annotated as ankyrin repeat domain-containing protein 50-like. The transcript has a single exon. The record is from RefSeq and is a predicted model, not a curated record. Lineage: Eukaryota; Metazoa; Mollusca; Gastropoda; Lepetellida; Haliotidae. The annotation marks the transcript as partial. Gene Ontology annotation, molecular function: protein binding.
AUGGAAGGACAGCUUUAUCCUUGGAGAUCCCAACAACAGAGAAGAGAUAAGAAGAGCGGUUCCGGAGACAACCCACUUCAUGAAGCCUGUAGAGAGGGUGACUUUAAGUCAGGUGCGGACAAUCAUGUCUGAGGGUCAAGUCGACAUUGACAGCAGAGAGGGAGAGAGCGGGAUGACGCCAGUGAUGUUGGCAGCACGAGGGGGACAUAGAGGUGUGUUUGAGAUUCUAGUCGGAAAAAGAUGUAAUAUGUCCCUUCUUGAUAAUAAAGACAACAACAUUCUUCAUAUGGCCUGCUAUGGAGGACAAAUUGCGAUCGUGAAACGUGUUCUCUCGCUUGACAUUGUGGACAUCAACAGUAGGGGUCAUAUUGGGAGCACGUGUGUGAUGGUUGCAGCAGCUAAUGGACAUAGAAAGGUGUUUGACUUAGUAAUGUGUAAAGGAGGUGAUGCUUCACUUGUGGACAAGAGUGGUGACAACAUCCUACAUUGGGUGUGUCGUGGAGGACACGUAGAGAUGGUGAAGUAUGUCAUCUCACUGAACUUUGUCGAUAUCAACAGCAGAGGACAUAUCGGACAGACACCAAUGAUGGUUGCAGCAUCUAAUGGACAUAGAAAGGUGUUUGACUUAGCAAUGAAUAAAGGAGGUGAUGCUUCACUUGUGGACAAGAAUGGUGACAACAUCCUACAUUGUGUGUGUCGUGGAGGAGACGUAGAGAUGGUGAAAUAUGUCAUCUCACUGAACUUUGUCGAUAUCAACAGCAGAGGACAUGUGGGACGGACACCAAUGAUGGUUGCAGCAUAUAAUGGACAUAGAAAGGUGUUUGACUUGGUAAUGAGUAAAGGAGGUGAUGCUUCACUUGUGGACAAGAGUGGUGACAACAUCCUACAUUGGGUGUGUGUCGUGGAGGAGACGUAG